CCAGUGAAACUGGUAGGACAGACGGAAUGUUUAAUGAAGUAAAGUAAUCAAAUAAAUCCACGCCCCCAUUACCUCACUAUAAGAGGCCAAACCCCCCAUACAUCAGUGUGUUUUUUUCUGUCCUUGGGACUGCAGGACAGACGGGGCAGCCAUUUGGCUGCCAUGCUCUUAGAUUUCAUGCUAACCUUGUGUUUCUCUUUCAGGGUUGCAGCUUAUCUGAUCAAGCUGGUGCUGCCGGCAGUUUGGAGGCUCGGAGCUCCUGCAUUCAGCUUCCUGUUUGGCUUACACACAUUGUGUUCCAGCGCCCUCUGGUGGUUUGUUGCUGAACAACAAUGAUUAAAGUUUGUUCAAACCUGGCGUCUGACGUCAGUUUGGGCGCCAAAUUUGAAUAUAUAAAGCCUCCAGUCCUUCCAGGCUGUGCUGUUGCAGCCUUGGGUUGGUUACUGAGGCAGACUACUUUAGUCACCAGCUUUCCUGUGUCUGAUAAUGUCCUCUGCCGGUGAUGGGGAUCGGACUGGGCGCAAGACGUCAUCCAAGCGCAAGCAUUUGGCGUGUAGGGAUUGUGACACCCCUCUAGCGGACUCCUAUGAAUUUAAUAGGUGUCCCUCUUGCCGUCCUCCUCCUCCUCUGCCUCCUGAUACGGAGCCUACCAUACGGGACGUAGUAGUCUGGGUAAAGGACUUUGUGGAGUCCUCAAUGAACACCCUAAGGGAUUCUGUGUCAUCCAGAAGACCCAGUGUCCGAUCUCCUCUGAGACCCACUCCUAUGCAGGAGGAAGUCUACCAUACCGUGGACGAAGUCCAUUCCUCUGAGUCUAGCGGGGAGGAAGAAGAGGCUGGAAGAGCUCCUGCGACUGUCAAGGCCUACGCCAGGGUAAAGCGCAUUUUUCUUCUAUGGUGUGCAUCUCAUCAAGUACCAUCUCAGGAUCCUCCAGUAUCAGCUAUUCUUCAGUUCAUGCAGGAUGGACUAGAUAAGGGCCUCAGCCCUUCUACACUCAAGGUACAGAUCUCUGCUCUGUCAGCCGCCUUUGGCAGAUCUUUACAUCAAGACCCUCUGAUUAAGAGGUUCCUUAAAGGAGCCGUACGUCUUAAGCCUAGCAUUUCAAGACCUAUACCGCAGUGGGAUCUCUCAGUGGUGCUUAAAGGGUUGAGUGGUCCUCCCUUUGAACCCUUGGAAGAAGUGGACUUUAAGUUUUUAUCCUGGAAGGUAACCUUUUUGUUGGCCGUAACUUCGGCCAAACGCAUUUCAGAGCUUCAGGCUUUUUCGGCAUGUGAGCCAUACACUUUAUUUUUACCGGACAGAGUCCUUUUACGUUUUUUACCCACCUUUUUGCCUAAGGUGCCCUCUGUGCACAACAUUAAUCAAGUUGUGUCUUUGCCUGUGUUAUGUUCCUCUUCUUCCUCUGCAGAAGAAACUUCCCUCCAUACUCUGGAUGUGGCCAGAUGUUUGAGAAUCUACAUUGAGAGAUCCCGGGAGUUCAGAAGGUCAGAUAAUCUUCUUAUCCUGUUCUUUGGCAGGAAUAAAGGGAAGAAGGCCUCUAAGCCUACUCUAAGUAGAUGGAUCAGAGAGGCCAUCAGAGAAUCUUUCGCUUCCCAGAAUAGACCUCCUCCUGCCUUUGUCACUGCUCACUCCACCCGAGCAGUCUCUACUAGUUGGGCCGAAAGGUCUCUUAUUCCUCUGGAACAGAUCUGUUCCGCAGCCUCCUGGAGCUCACAUUCUACCUUUGUGAGCCAUUAUAGACUCAACCUCAGGGGAUCAGAAGACACUGCCUUUGGGCGGUCUGUUUUGAAUUCCAUUCAGCAUUGAAGUCCCUACCCUUUAGGCUAACUUCUUGCUAAGUCCCCACAUGUGCUGCUGGUUAGGACGUAAGGGAAGCGUUAAUUUCUUAACGUUAAUUUGUUUUCCCUUAGUCCUAACAGCAGCACACAAAUAUCCCUCCCUUUGUUU
Molecule: messenger RNA, 1947 nt
Organism: Bufo gargarizans (Asiatic toad)
Lineage: Eukaryota; Metazoa; Chordata; Amphibia; Anura; Bufonidae
Exons: 3
Coding region: 487-1806 (439 amino acids)
Biological process (GO): DNA recombination; DNA integration
Molecular function (GO): DNA binding
Source: RefSeq, a predicted model, not a curated record